CGGUGGUGGACGUGGAGGAAAUAUUCAGCUUUAGAGAGCCAGACGCGUCUUUAGUUCGGCAGCCGCUCGGUAGAUGGCAACCAGGAGGCCCUCUGAUACUCACCUACCAGCCACGACUAGGACCCCAGGACUUCCACGGCAAUACGGUGGUCAUGGCGUCCUUCCCUUACGAGCCUUACUUCAUGAUGGGGAAGAAGUGUAAGAAACCAUCUCACUCUGAACCAGACACUGACCAGUUCCAGAUGCGCUGUGUCAACCAGAAGCCCAGACACCAGUUGGACGAGGAAACUUACAUCGGGUACUUUAUCGACAUCUUCAGUGCAUUGUCUCAAAAACUUAAUUUCACGUAUCGCAUAAUGAUCCCCAGUAAUAAAGAGGACCUUAUAUUUGGGACCGGUCGUUCUGAUAACUACUCUGGCAUUGUGGGGCUUGUGGCACUGCAGGAAGCAGACAUCGCCAUGGCCAGCCUGUCGAUGUCCCAAGGGAGGCUGGAUGAUAUCGAUUUCUCUACCAACAUCGAUUACUAUGCCAGGAACUUGUACAUCAGCGCUAACGCCACCGAGUCCAACGUGGGGUGGGGUACGUACGCGAAGGUAUUCACGGCUUAUACCUGGCUGGGCACUGCUGGCGUCCUGCUCGUCACUACCUGUGUGAUGUGGGUGCUGAAUCGCGGGGAGAGGACAGAAGUGCCGCCAGAUAUUUUCACCUACAAGGAUAUCGUCUUUAUGUUCUUCUCUUGUCUCGUUCAGCAAGGUGUACCCACAACCCCCAUGUCACUAAGGGGGCGUACCGUGUUCUGGCUGUUCUGGGUAUCGUGUGUUGUCCUCUACGCCUAUUAUACUGCGCGUCUCACCUCCUACCUGGCCGUCAGCACCGCCUCGCCGCCCUUCACCACCUUCAAGGGCGCCGUGGACAUGUACCCGGAGUGGCAAGUUGGUAUCAUGAAGGGCACACCAUUGAGGACUUUUAUUGAGGAUGCUAAGGCCCCAAUUUACAAACUCUUCUCGGCUCGCCUGGAUGAAAACCCCCACUUACUCGUGAAUACAGAGGAGGAGGGGGUGAAGAGGCUGCAGUCUGAGAAAUUCGCCUUCUUCACGGACUCUCCAAACAUGCGUUACGUGUUCAUGGGAAGCUGUGCCCUCAAGGAGAUCCCAAUCAAUCUAUUCCCUAAUUUUGGACGCUUGGGAUACAUGAAGAACCUCCCUUUUGCUGGCGUCUUUGAUAUGCAAUUGACGAGGAUGGACGACGGCGGAAUCCUGGACAGACUCAGGCGACGCUGGCUUGGCAAUGACACCCCGUGCGAGGAACCAUCACCCUUCACUGAGCUGGACUUCACACACACCGUCACUGCCUUCGUCAUUCUUCUGCUGGGUGCUGUCUCCGCCCUGGUCCUGCUGUUCCUGGAGAAGCUGCACGUGAAGAGGAGGGCGCGGAGGUCGUCUGCUUCAAGGGACGUGAGCGAGGCAGAGGUAAAGGAGAUGCAGAGAAGAGGAAAGAAGAGAAAAUGGGAGGCACUUUCAGGGAAGCCUUCGGUGUAUGAGGCCUUUGUGGAUAAGCAAGUUGAUUAUAGCCUGGCCUCUUAGCUCAGAGAGAGAGAGAGAGAGAGAGAGAGAGAGAGAGCACUGAUAGUCACCUUAAGCAACGCGAUCAAGGUCAGAGCAAGACACGUGCGCCAUCUAUCAGACAGCCGGACCAUCACUACCUGGCAGUCUGAGAACUAAAUCCUGCAGUCUUCAAAGCUUCGUUCUUGAUACUCCCCUAGCAGGCAGCGUGAGGACUUACCUAAACGCCCCUGCUCUCUCAAGACACCUUCUGCAGCCACCCAAGGGGCCAACGAGAUCAAAAGAAGACAAGGAAGAUAAACACAAGAACACUUUGUGAUUUCCGGCACUCGAGUCAACUAGCGAGGCAAUACAAAGGUGGUUCAUUGACUCCUUAGGCUCUGUGUAUACGUGACUGUAUGUUAGGAUACACUUCGGAUAGACAGUUAGUGUAUACUUAAUGUGUAAGUCUCGAUGUAUUGUUAUUACCUUUUUUUCUUUCAUUUUUCUCCAUUAAAG
Molecule: messenger RNA, 2060 nt
Organism: Scylla paramamosain (green mud crab)
Lineage: Eukaryota; Metazoa; Arthropoda; Malacostraca; Decapoda; Portunidae
Product: probable glutamate receptor
Exons: 9
Coding region: 153-1583 (476 amino acids)
Cellular component (GO): membrane
Molecular function (GO): ligand-gated monoatomic ion channel activity
Source: RefSeq, a predicted model, not a curated record